Molecule: messenger RNA, 1235 nt
Organism: Drosophila virilis
Lineage: Eukaryota; Metazoa; Arthropoda; Insecta; Diptera; Drosophilidae
Product: putative nuclease HARBI1
Source: RefSeq, a predicted model, not a curated record
UGAAAAAAAAACGCAAUUGGAAAAGGAUAAGUCGAAAAAUAAUUUUUUUUAUCAGAAAUGGACGAUAUAAACGUAUUUCAACAGUUUCUGAAAGAUGUGAAACAUCUCAAGGAUUUGGAACUACAGCACGUGCAUAAUAAACGCUGCAGUCAAAAUAAAGGAAGCACAAUAAACAAAGCAAAGCGGAGGCGUCCGCGGUUCAACCCAUUAGAAGAAAUGAACGAAAUUGAAUUUCGUAAAAAAUACCGGUACACAAAAGAAAAUAUGCGACGAAUUAUUGAAAUUGUGCGAGAUGACUUGGAAGUUGACUAUUAUGCGCCAAUGAAAAGAAACCAAGUGCCCAUAGACUUGCAAAUUUUAUCGGCAAUUCGUUUUUUCGGCGGCACUGAGCAUCCGGAACUAUCAGCCAUGGCGCACGGCGUUAGUCUGCAUACUAUGGCCAAGAUAACGCGUCGUGUUGCUGCUGUAUUAUCAUCAAAGGCAUCAAGUUAUAUUAGAAUGCCCGCAACACUUUCGGAAAAGGAACGAAUGAUGCGUUCAUUUCAAUCCUUAUCCAAUAUGCCCCAAGUAAUUGGAGCUCUCGUGCAAACCACUGUGCGUUUGCAAUUGGACAGUUCCCGGGUCCAGGCUUCUAGGAGUUGCUAUAGUGGAACUGAAUCGCCCGCGCCAAUUGAGGAACUUGUGCAUUUACAGGUAGUUGCAGAUGCAGAGCAUAAAAUCAGAGAUCUGGAUAUACGUCUUUCUGAGGAGCUUGAUCUGAGCACAGCACCAGAAUUGUUUUCGUUAUCGAGGAUUAAGGAACGUUUCGAACAAAAUGAAUUCCGUGGACGCAUUCUGCUUGGAAAUGACUCUUUGUCUUGCUCCCCCUGUCUCUUCACUCCCGUUCAGUACCCGAAAACUAAAGCUGAGGAUCUCUAUAAUCAUGCACAUGCAAUCACCUUUGCGCCGGCAAUAAAAUGCCUAAACGUUUGGAUGCGUCGCUUCGGCAUUCUCGGCAGUGAACUCUUAGGAACAUUUGGUUCGGCAAAACAAACAAUUACCGCAUUAGCCGUUCUCCAUAACAUGGCGAUGGAGUGGAAUGAUCCUAGCAUAGAUGCUGAUAGUUGCUUAUCCGUCUACAAGCCCAACUUUUUAGGUUAUGCUCAUGGUACAUCGACUAUCGAGGAACAACGUAAUAGAAACGAAUUUAUUAAGUCACAUUUUUCAAAUAACUAAGCAUUUGUAAGUAUGAUUAU